CUUUUGCGCAUCCUCCAUCUUCCGCUUCCUUUCUGCAACCUCUCGUUUCUCAGCUUCAAUCCUCCUCCAGCCGCCCGUCUUGACCCUCCAUCACGAGAUGGACCCUUUGUCUUGUGCAAGCGCCCGGUAAGUCUCCAUCUGGCAGAUCAGGUCCAGAUGCUCAAUCCAACGAUGGAUCGUACUGGUCUACUCCAAUGCUGAGGCUUGCCUCAAUUGUAUUCAUCUACUACUACUACCACUGCCCCGGCCUCACCGACUUGCUCUGUCUUCUACCUCUCUUUCCUCUACUUCACUGCAUGUGUUCGCUUUCCAGCUCGCGCAGGCUUCGCUGAGUCUUCAUUUUCGUCUUUGAGCAUUUCGCAAUCGUCCUUGGUGACACGAGAACCAUCUGCACCGCCCCUUGGCUCCCCCUCCUGUGAGGCCUGUAUCCUGCACUGGUAGCCUGAACCCAAAAGCCAGAGACCGUUCUGUCGACCUCUGGGCGCCUAUUGCCACAAGACUUGUUCCACGCCCCUUCUGAGCACCAAGACCACUCCCCCGAUCCCCAGGUCCGCUGCACAUACCUCCGUAGGGCGAUUCAAUUUCUCAGGCGCCCAAUAGUCAAACCACAUCUUCUGAAGCCCCCUCAUCAGAAGACACACAGGCGGCUAGCAAUUAGUCGACCUUCCUCCCUCAUCUCUGCUGUUUUCACUAUAUUCAUCUGCUCAUCAUCGACAUCUGGAUGAGCAAGAGCUGGUUCUCAACAGUGCGACAAACUCUGCGAGCAUAAGGUUAUACCUAUCGCCACUAUUAUACGCCCAGGUGGCAGUCCUUUGUUGGUCUCACGUCAGCUUCGGCCACUUCACUUUGGCCCCCGAACUUUCUUUGGAGGUUCCCGGUGGCACCGCGGGCGCCCAAGUCUACACCGCAAUAAGAAAGUCAAGUUCCGAGCAAUGGCACCAUCCAACUUCGAACCGGUCUCGCCUAUUGAUCUUACAGCGGACUCGCGCCGGUAUCGCACUGCCGAUCUCGACGAGAAAGCAGAUAUCAAAGCAACGACACGAUCCCUCCGAACAAACUCGACGGCUUCCAGCACUCGGUCUGGAAACCAGGUGCGGAGGGCACGCUUCGCUGAGGCGACGUCCGUCCUGUCGCCCGCAUCAGGACCUGGUGAGCAUCAGUCACCAUUUGCGGACCCGAAAAUGGACGACAGCAGCAGUGGAGGUCCCAAACCAUCAGAUGUGGGAUUCGGGUACAUUUCAGACAGUCAACCCAUCGAGCAACAUGCCACGAUACGGGGAGAUCCCAAUGGUUUGGCCGGUGCGCCGCUGAAGUCAGCCUUGAAGACUCCCGGGACCGCUAGUCGAAUGUUGAAUCCUUUGAGUCCGACUUUCCGCGAAGAGCAAAUGCUCGAGAAGGAAGAAGAGAAGACAGAAGUUCAACAGGCGAAGGAUCUUAAAGUGAAGAAGAGAGUCCGAAUCGCGAAAAUGGUUCUCCGCGGCGUCAAUUUCUCUUGCUCGCUCAUCGUCCUCGCCAUGCUCAGCACAGUGUUGACCAUUUUCCACGCAACCAAAUCCCUUCCACCACGCAACAAUCUACCAGCAUGGGCGCCGAAGCAGCAAACAUGGCCACAGAUAGUGGUACUGAGCAUCGCCUGUGUUUCACUGCUAUUUUCCAUCAUCGUCAUCCUAGCCUACUGCCGUGGUGGACAUAGACGGGCCGAGAAAGUCGCUGUCUACUACACCAUGUUCGCAGUAGGGUGGUUCAUGUUCAGCAUUGUCAUGUGGGUUGUGGGAGCGGGCAUUUUACACGGCAGCAAAGCCAGCGGAGGCGGAACCGAUCUCUGGGGUUGGAGCUGCAAGGACAACAAGCGCCGCCAGUUGUUUCAAGAUGACGUGCACUAUGCUCUUGUUUGUCGUCUGCAAGACUGGAGUCUAAUCUGCUGCAUCAUCGAAGUCGUGGUCGAGGUGAUUGUCAUCGCCAUCUACGGAAUCGUCUUCUACCGAUUCUGGUCCAAGAACCGACUGCGCAAAUCCAUGGAUGCUCGCGACCGAGCUCGCACAGACUUGUACCUUGCCCAACUGCGUACUCAAUCGGCACCCAACACUCCUGGCUUUGCUCAGACUCCUAGAACCCCAGGCUUCCCAACGACGCAGAAAUCCAUGGUGGACUCUUCGUAUCCUGAGAUCGAACGUGGACCGUUGUCGUCACCAACGCAGUAUGCUGCUGUCUCGCCGCAUUCUAACACCACGGCUUCGCCUUUCAAACUUCAAGCUCCACCUAUCCGGGUUCAGCACGCUUCGCCCAGGCAGUCUGGCUCCGAAGGGUUUGAGAGGUCAAGGGCAGGUGCCACUUCACCGCCUCAGCCGCCCAUGUCCCCGCCCCCGGAGGAGAGGGUGCAUGAGCAUGUCACCGCCGCUCCGGGCGAGCAGACUUAUGAGUCUGUCCCGAUCCCAGGCGCGUAUGCACCACAUUCAAACGCGCCAGCACCUGGACAGGCGUUUUAGUUGAAGAAGGUGAAGCCGAGGAGGAAGGGCAAACUGGGAACAUCACGUCCAAGAUCCUGAAUGGUGUAUCAAAGCCCAGUAUGAGCGGGCCGGAUUCUGCAGUGUUUGGCGUUCGAGUUGGUAGUAAUAGGUGGGGAGAGAGGGAGAGCAGAUACUAGUAUGGGGGAAGAGGUUCCAAACGUUGACUUAUUUUACUCAUUCCAAGAAUCAAAACGCCGCCGCCGCCGCCGCCGCAGUGAGAUAUGCCAGUGCGGUUCUUGCGUGUCUACGGGUCUGCAUGUGACUAUUGGUACCCAAUGUAUCUACCAUCAAAGUCCAAGCCAACUUACUACAGUAUGUCUAUCUACAUUUCAUUACCGGAUCAUUGCAUGUAUCCAUCCAUUAUUCUUCUCUUCUCUGGACAGAGCUACAAACAGAAACGAUUACUGGUCGAAUAUAUUCUAUCA
Molecule: messenger RNA, 2932 nt
Organism: Exophiala dermatitidis NIH/UT8656
Lineage: Eukaryota; Fungi; Ascomycota; Eurotiomycetes; Chaetothyriales; Herpotrichiellaceae
Exons: 2
Coding region: 933-2486 (517 amino acids)
Source: RefSeq, a predicted model, not a curated record